Molecule: messenger RNA, 1278 nt
Organism: Phoenix dactylifera (date palm)
Lineage: Eukaryota; Viridiplantae; Streptophyta; Magnoliopsida; Arecales; Arecaceae
Product: nicotinamidase 1-like
Biological process (GO): pyridine nucleotide salvage
Molecular function (GO): nicotinamidase activity
Source: RefSeq, a predicted model, not a curated record
GGUGACAGGAUCCCAACUCUCUCGUGCCUCCCAUAAACAACCGCGAGGAGACCAGGCAGCGAAGGAGGGAGGGAGGGAUAUCUAAUUUGGGAUCUGAUUCAAGUCCUUAGAUUGGACCUGUCGGUGGUUUGGUCGGCGAAGGAGAGAGAUCUCAUGGGGUCGGAGGCGACGGCGUUGGAUGCCUUGAAGACCGAGAUACCCUUGGAGGACGACGGAGAUCUCGUCCUCACAUCGGAGAUCGCUUCUGGGAGGGCCGUCGGCCUCGUCCUCGUCGACAUUGUCAAUGGCUUCUGCACCGUUGGCGCUGGCAAUCUCGCUCCAGUUGAGCCUAACAAGCAGAUAGCCACCAUGGUGGAGGAGGCUGCAAAGCUUGCCAAGGUGUUCUGUGAUAGAAACUGGCCCGUUUAUGCUUUUCUGGACACCCACUAUCCUGAUAAACCUGAACAUCCAUACCCACCUCAUUGUAUAAUUGGUUCAGGUGAAGAGAAAUUGGUUCCAGCUUUACAGUGGUUGGAGAAUGAUCCAAAUGCGACCAUUAGAUGCAAAAAUUGCAUAGAUGGUUACCUUGGUUCAAUGGAGAAGGAUGGCUCGAAUACAUUUGCUGAUUGGGUGAAAAGGAAUGAAAUUAAAGUUGUUUUGGUUGUAGGAAUAUGCACUGAUAUUUGUGUUUUAGACUUUGUCUGUUCCAUAUUGAGUGCUAGAAAUAUUGGCCAGGUGCCACCACUGGAAGAUGUUGUAGUGUAUUCACGUGGAUGUGCUACAUAUGACCUCCCUAUUCGUGUCUCUAGAAAUAUCGAAGGAGCUUUAGCCCAUCCACAGGAGCUGCUCCAUCACAUAGGACUUUACAUGGCGAAGGGAAGGGGAGCCAAGGUAGUGCACAGAGUAUCCCUUGGUUCAUCAGAGGAUGCAUGACAUGGGCACACCGCUUAAUGAGGACAGCACUUCCGACUUCUCGUAGUGUUAAGUUACCAUGUUCAUUAGGUUCUUGCUGGAGUUGCAUCUGACAUUCAGCAUAAAUUGGGCCUGUUAUGUACAGUGGGAUUGUUAUGCUGACAUUUUUCCCUUUAUAUGGCCAUAGUCCAUGUUUAAAGGUAUUAUACUGCAAUAUGUGAGUGGUUUUUCUCAAUUUCCUCUUGAUGACUGAAAGCCACAAAUGCUGCAGAGGGAUCACCCCUUAGCGAAGGGAAGCAGCAAAGGGCUUGUUUUAAAUGAAUAAGAACUCAAUGUAAAUAAAGUCAUCAUAUGUUAUCAACUGAACUUCUUGAUGGUAUGUUUCUA